Phycomyces blakesleeanus NRRL 1555(-) is the source of this 1080-nucleotide messenger RNA. RefSeq lists its product as hypothetical. The record is from RefSeq and is a predicted model, not a curated record. The coding region runs from base 1 to 1080 and encodes 359 amino acids. NCBI's taxonomy places the organism in Eukaryota, Fungi, Mucoromycota, Mucoromycetes, Mucorales, Phycomycetaceae. The transcript is spliced from 3 exons.
AUGGGUCGCUUUCUUCAGCAUCAAAGCUUCCCACCGAUUAGACUUGACACUCUAUGUCUCCCCACAAAAAUGGGCGGUUUAGGGGUUUUGAAUCCAAAACUGCAACAAGGUGCCCUUCAGCUCCGUUGGCUUCGACCUCUGUUCCAAUCCGCUUCGUCUCCUUCUGGUCUGGUGUUGCCUUGGCUGCUAUAUCUUCUUCAGCAUUAUCUACCUGAUGUCCAUCUCCAUCUUCCUUUCAUUUUUUCUGACCUCAGACACCCUCGACUCCGAACUUAUAUCAGUCCUUUCUUUAACCUUUUUGCUGCCUGCAAUCUCUUGCCUCACGAUUUUGACUCUACUGUGAUAAAUCUACUGACUUGUCUGGACAUUCCUCUCGCCUCUGCAGUUGUGGUUCCACAUGGUCUCCCUGCUUUUCCUGCUUCUUGGCGUCACCUCCAGAUCCAGGAUGCCUAUGAGAUCAACACCACUUUGGAUAUCCUUUCUUGCCACUUACCUUCUUCCUUUCCUCAUUCACCAUGCAUCCUCCACAAAGUCCUUCAGCGGGUGGAUGAUCACUCUCUUUUCCUUCACGCAUUUGUCAUUCGUGCUUGCCUGCCUCAAAGUAUCUUGACUGAACAAUUCCCUGACUUGAUGGCUCACACGGGCACUGAGGUUGACCCUUCCACACUUCUGUCGGCCCUCUCUCCUACCUUUCCUUGGAAACGCUUGAUGUACCACACAACAUACGAACCAUCAAAUGGCGUCAACUCUGGUCUUUCAUCCUUCUACCAUUUUCUCUACGCAUGCCCACUCAAGCUUCCUCUCUGGCACACACUCUGGCUCACGCAUUUCGGCUUUUCCCCCCAAUUCUCUGACAUUCACAAUGUGCUAUACAAGUUUUCCUUCCCUCCCCCCCUUGAUCCAACUUCACAUCCUGCCUCAAUCCUUGGCUCUGUUCUUUUAGCCUUGUGGAGACAUCACUGGGCUUUCAUAUUCAAUCAAUCACCUUUUGUUGCCGCUAAUGCCACUACCACUGCCAGUUCCCUGCUUUCCCAUUUACAAUCUGAAGAAAACCUUGAUCAACGCCCUUUUUCUGUCUAA